Messenger RNA from Passer montanus (Eurasian tree sparrow), 2291 nucleotides. It is a transcript of the gene SLC15A4, whose product is annotated as solute carrier family 15 member 4. Gene Ontology annotation, biological process: histidine transport; oligopeptide transport; transmembrane transport. Bases 1 to 2193 code for a protein of 730 amino acids. The record is from RefSeq and is a predicted model, not a curated record. Gene Ontology annotation, molecular function: L-histidine transmembrane transporter activity. The transcript is spliced from 9 exons. Gene Ontology annotation, cellular component: membrane. Lineage: Eukaryota; Metazoa; Chordata; Aves; Passeriformes; Passeridae.
AUGCCCAUGAACGGAAGCUCAAGCCCCACCUCUCGGUGGAGAAGCCUUUUCAGCAAGGAUGGCAGCGCGGAGGGUCCUGCCAGCCCGCAGACACCGCACACACCGGGCGCCUUCCUGCGCCGCGACCUGCCCGGGCCAGCCACAGCUCCCUUCCCUGGCACCGAGCCGCUCCGGGGACUCGGGCCGAGCCCAUCUCCCUGCGGCAGCCGGGCCAAAGCGGGAGAGGGGCCGCACACCGGGGUGCCCAGCUCCGGCCGGGCACCGCCGGACACCCUGAGGGACACCCUGAGGGACCUCCCGGCUGCUCUGAGGGACACCCUGAGGAACCUGCCCAGCUCCGGCCGGGCACCGCCGGACAGCCUGAGGGACACCCUGAGGAACCUCCCGGCUGCCCUGACGGACACCCUGAGGGACCUCCCCGCUCCCGCCCGUCCUGACGGACACCCUGAGGAACCUCCCCGGUGCCCGCCCGUCCUGACGGACACCCUGAGGAACCUGCGCGGGCGGGCGGCCGGCAGCGCCUUCCAGGGCCGGCGGCUGGCCUGCGCCGCCGUGCUGCUGGCCGAGCUGCUGGAGCGAGUGGCCUUCUACGGCAUCACGUCCAACCUGGUGCUGUUCCUCAACGGGCCGCCCUACGGCUGGGAGGGCGCGCAGGCCAGCCAGGCGCUGCUGCUCUUCAUGGGCAUCACAUACCUGGUGUCGCCGUUCGGCGGCUGGCUGGCCGACGCGCUGCUGGGCAAGUUCGGCACCAUCCUGCUCAGCAUGGCGCUCUACCUGCUGGGCAUGCUGGCCUUCCCGGUCAUCGCCGCGCCGCACACGCGGCAGGGCCUCUGCGGGGACAUCCCGCUCUUCCCCGUGGAGAACUGCUCCUGGCCGGCCGCCAACGCCAGCCGGCCGCCCUGCUCGCAGCUGGGAGCCGCCCGCUACUGCGCCGCCGCCACCUUCGUGGGACUGGUCCUCGUGGGGCUGGGCGUCGGCUCGGUCAAGGCCAACAUCACCCCGUUCGGGGCCGACCAGGUCAAAGACCGGGGUCCAGAAGCCACAAGAAGGUUUUUUAACUGGUUUUAUUGGAGCAUUAAUUUGGGAGCUAUCCUGUCUCUGGGAGGCAUUGCCUACAUCCAGCAGAACGUGAGCUUUGUGAUCGGGUACAGCAUCCCAACAGUCUGCAUUGGCAUUUCCUUCAUGGUGUUCUUGUGUGGCCAGAGCUUCUUCAUCACCAAACCCCCCGAUGGCAGUGCCUUCACAGACAUGUUCAGAAUCCUCACAUACUCCUGCUGCUCCAAGAAGAGCCACGGGGAGCACUCAGCAAACAGUGAAGGCCAGGGAGUGCUGCACCCGCCUCGCAAGCAAAGCCUCUUCGAGAUGGCCAAGCUGUCUCGGGGGGGCCCCUUCAGAGAAGAUAAGGUGGAGGAUGUGAAAGCUCUUGUCAAGAUUAUCCCUGUCUUUCUGGCUUUAAUACCUUACUGGACAGUGUAUUUUCAAAUGCAGACGACGUAUGUGCUGCAGAGCCUGCAUCUGAAAAUCCCCGAGAUCUCCAACGACGCCACCUCCAUCCACACGUUCCCAGCAGCCUGGCUGACCAUGUUUGAUGCAGUGCUUAUCCUCAUCCUCAUACCCCUAAAAGACAAAGUGGUGGACCCCAUUUUGAAGAGGAAUGGCUUGCUGCCAUCCUCGCUGAAGAGGAUUGCAGUUGGAAUGUUCUUUGUGAUGUGCUCUGCCUUUGCUGCAGGAAUCCUGGAAAGCAACAGACUGAAAAUUGUCAAGGUUAAAACAAUUAACCAGACAAUUGGGAAUGUUACAUACCAUGCUGCAGAUUUGCCAAUCUGGUGGCAGAUCCCUCAAUAUGUGCUGAUUGGAUUCAGUGAAAUCUUCGCAAGUAUAGCAGGCCUAGAAUUUGCAUAUUCAGCUGCUCCCAAGUCCAUGCAGAGUGCCAUCAUGGGGCUGUUCUUUUUCUUCUCGGGCAUUGGCUCGUUUGUUGGCUCUGGAUUGUUGGCCCUGGUGUCUAUUAAAGAAAUUGGCUGGAUGAGUAAUCACACAGAUUUUGGCAAUAUUAAUGGCUGCCAAUUGAACUAUUACUUCUUCCUGCUGGCUGCUAUCCAGGGAGCCACCCUGCUGCUUUUCCUGAUCGUCUCUGUCAAGUACGAGCGCCACAAGGGCAGGGCGGGCGAGGCGGCUGCCAACGGGAGGCUGUGAGCCUGGCACUGGCACAGCCCGACACUGCCAGCAGCAGCAGCGAGGGCAGUGCCCAGCCAGCAGCCCUGCUGCCUGCAGGCACAGCUGGGCACUGCCAG